AUGGCGGCUUCGAGUUCACAAGCCAACGAUUAUACGGUUAUGGAGACAGAUCUCACAAGAAAAUUCGCAAGGUACGAAAUAGCGUCUAUUGAAAAUCUUGAGGAAUUAUGUGCCGAACCUGAAUUUUUGAGACAGAUUUUAAGUGCGUUACAUUAUCUUCAUACUCAUAAUCCGCCUAUUACUCACCGUGAUAUUAAGUGUAGUAACAUAUUUGUUAAAGGUAACACGAGCACGAUUAAACUAGGAGACUUGGGAAUUGCAAAGAUUUUUGAAUCAGGGAGUACGCCAGCGUUUCAGACUGAUAUAUUUUCGUUUGGGACUAGCUUAACGCAGAUGAUGAAUAAGGAAGUACAAAUCACAGAACUCAGCAGCGACAAUGAUCUGGUUGACAUCGGUUUCAAGCCUGUUGGGCUACUCAGUGUGACUGAUCCUCAAAUGAAGCAGUUGAUUGAUAAGUGUAUUGACUUUGCACCUGAUAUUGUUAGACCGACAGCAUUGGACCUUCUGAAUGACCCAUUGCUUGCAGUCGAUGUUGCUGACACAUCGACUGCAAGUACUUGUGCUGGUAGUCUGUCUCUGAAAGAAUCUGUGCAAGAUCAGGUGGCUGGACUACUACUGCAGCCUACAGAAGUACUGAUGGAAUUUGACAGCGGAUAUAAGAAAUUCUGGUUACAGGGGAAAAUGUCAGAGGAUGUAUCGAUAUCUAUUACUUUGAGGAUUAUUAUUGAUGGCCUUGAUAUGGUUAGAAUGAUAAGUUUUGAGUUCUUGCUCGGAGUUGAUACAAUUCCUGAUAUCAUGGAGAACAUUCGAGGAGAAAUUGACUCGUCUGCUAAAGUAAUCGCGCUGGUUUCUAAGAAUAUGGAACAACUCAUAACAGAAUUCAAGCACGAACCUCAUGUGAAAUCAAAUGAUGCUCCUCGUAAUAACGGUCAAGGUCAGGCUAGCACUUCCUCAAACAGAAGCCCACACAACCAAGAUGCAGAGCGACAGCAGUCACAGCGUAGAGACACUUUGAGUCUUAGUUAA
Molecule: messenger RNA, 1026 nt
Organism: Chenopodium quinoa (quinoa)
Lineage: Eukaryota; Viridiplantae; Streptophyta; Magnoliopsida; Caryophyllales; Amaranthaceae
Product: probable serine/threonine-protein kinase WNK10
Exons: 2
Coding region: 1-1026 (341 amino acids)
Biological process (GO): protein phosphorylation; intracellular signal transduction
Cellular component (GO): cytoplasm
Molecular function (GO): protein serine/threonine kinase activity; ATP binding
Source: RefSeq, a predicted model, not a curated record